AUGGCUCCCCAGGUCAUUCGCCUGCCAGACGGACAGACCUUUACUGUCACACCCGUCUUUGCAGGUCUCGGCUUCAAGAGCCAUGAGUUGAACACGCAUCAUAAUGCGUUUCCUGUGGGGUGGACUGUUGUGCUGAACACGGAGAGCGAUGAUGGAUCUGAUGAUGAUACUGAGAAGCAGGAUGUUGAGAGUAGAGAGAACGGUGUUGCGCUGGAUGGGAAAGCGAAGAGGCAGAUUCACUCUUUCGCUAAACCGACGCUGCAGGGCGAUAACCUCUUCAUCUCGUCCAUCGCGAACCCUUCGAGCUCCGAGUUUAAACCCGCUGCGAGUCCCACAAGACAGAUUGCCAUGAUGCUGUGGAUUACACUGUACUGGUACUUUCACCAGCCCGAGCCAGCGCCGCAAGUUCCUGCUCAAGCAGCGGCAAAGACGCCUCAAGCUGCGAAACCUCGUGGUGAAUGGCGAAUCAACAUCAAGCGCGAUGGAGUGCUCCGAGGUCGGAAUUUGAUCCCCAAGCUUGAACGCAUGGGACUUAUAACGUCGGGGAGCAGUGCUGUUGGAACGAGUUUGGAUGAUAAUGGGGAGGAUUGGUCUGAUAUGUUUGUCUCGAGACGCAUGUUUUGGCAACUCCCCGGUCGGCUUUUUCUCUUCUCUUUACAGCCUAACAAAGCUGGUGCGAAUUAUGAUUCUGUCCCCGGAUCACCUAUUGGGAGUCGCCCGAAUUCACCUUUACCAAUGGAACCACCAUCGCCGUUCCACAAGACUUUCCAGCGCCAUUCGCCGCAUUCAUCUCUGAACCGAAUAGAUCAUGAUCUUCCUGGUGGACCAACUCCAACAUCGAUGGUGAACCCGCCAAGCUUCCCUAUUGGACCUUUCUUUUCGAGCUCUCAUCUUCCGACCUACUACCCGCCUGCUCCUCUUCAAUACAUCUUUACGAAUAAUAUCCGUCACCCUAUGAGACCCAAGCCACCUAGGAUGGGCGAAGUCUUCUACACGAGAUUUGUCCCGAGUGUUAACCAGUACCUUUCGUUCCGAGUUGCUUCCAUUUCACCCAACCCUGUACCUUACCUUGGACCCGUCGGACCCAAACCUCCUGAACAAUCUCAUCUUAGUACGAUGAAUGAUGCGGCUUUGUUGGAGAUGUGGAUGAAGAAGCCUCGAGUGAGUGCCUUCUGGGGCGAGUAUGAUGAACAAUUCCUCACCAAAUCACUAAACCAAGCCAACUCGUUCCCUGUAAUUGGACAAUGGGACGGCGUGCCAUUUGGCUACUUUGAGAUUUACUGGGUCAAAGAGGACAUCCUCGGCCAGCACCUGGGCAGCGAUGCGGCAGAUUGGGAUAGAGGCCUUCACGUGUUCAUUGGAGAAGAAUGGGCAAGAGGACGGGUUCCAAUCUGGCUGACCGGAUUGGUACAUUGGUGCCUGACAUCUGAUUAUCGAACAAUGAGUAUAUGCCUUGAGCCGAGAGUGGACAAUGCGAGGUUCCUGCAGGGUCUAGAGUUUACGGGAUUUUCACGUGAGAAGCAGAUUUCGUUCCCGCAUAAACAGUCUUGGCUUGUUAGACUGCGUCGUGAGCAGUGGGAAGGACCGGCGCUUUGA
Molecule: messenger RNA, 1596 nt
Organism: Fusarium fujikuroi IMI 58289
Lineage: Eukaryota; Fungi; Ascomycota; Sordariomycetes; Hypocreales; Nectriaceae
Product: related to aerobactin siderophore biosynthesis protein iucB
Exons: 2
Coding region: 1-1596 (531 amino acids)
Biological process (GO): siderophore biosynthetic process
Source: RefSeq, a predicted model, not a curated record